UGCCAAGAUAAUCACCAAAGUUGCCCGUCCCUGGAGGCUACAAUCAACGUGUUGAAUUCUCUUUUGGAAUGAAUAUAAACAUCCACUGAACCUUACGAUGGCGGAGUCAUUAUAUUUGCAUCCUUUGGGGAUCUUAUGAGGAUGUAGCAUGUUAAAGGGCGCUUAUUCUGACAAAUUUAAAAGCAUCCAGAAAGAGCGAUUGGAAAAAUUCAAAGAAGAACAAAAGGACUCUCUGAAAUCAAGAAGUGACAGGACCAAGGAACUUUCAAAGGAAACCAAUCGUCGGAGAAAAGCACUUGAGGAAAGGAAAAAGGAACUGCAAAACAAUGAGGAACAAUUAAGAGACGAAGUCUUGUCCAAGAGGAAACAGGAGCAGCAAGAGGCAACACAGAGAUUUCAAAAAGACUCUUUACAAAAGAAGGCACUAAAACAACAUGAUCUUGUGAAUGGAUAUAAUAAAGAGCCAGUUUCUGUUGUUCGUGAUGGUCACUAUGUUGUGCGGGGCCAUGUGGUAGAAGUGAAGGAUGGAAAGCAAGUGCCACGUAGUGCUGCAGUAGAUUCAAAAAGACUUCACGAAGUUGGAUUAGAAGUUUGGGGAGAUGAAAUGCCAGACAAUUACGAUUUUGAAAGGACAUACAAGGAUUUGUCAUACAAUCGUGCAAAUAGUGGAAUCCUGUAUGCAAUGAAUGAAGAGGUAGCUCAGCCAUUAUAUUAUGAAACUGAUGGAAUGGAAAAUGGGCCUGUUGGUGACUCAUGGACACUAGCUCAACAAGAAAAGUUUCGAGCCGAUGCCAUCGCUAAAAGUGGACCAAAGCUGGCCUUCACCAAGGACGAAUCUCAAAAGGACCCUCCUGAAGGGGCUCUGCCGUGCAUUAUGGGCAGGGACUCUCCAGGAGGGAGUGUCACUAGCUUAGAUAGCUUAGACGAAGUCCCUCAAGUUGCAGGGUCUGGAAUAGAGAGGGAACUGGGAGCCACCAGUAGGACGGGUAUAAUGGCCAAAAGAAGUAAGGAAGUCAAAUCUGCUGGUAAGAGACGGGUCACAUUUUCUGACAGCAUUGAAUUUGACGAUGGUGUUACUGGUCAGCUUGUUACAGAGGAGAAGCAAAGUACCAAAGUUUACACAAUGUUGUUUGCUAGAAAUGCAAACAAUUUUUACAACACGUCUAUAUCAAAUUCUUCAUCAUCAGCGGGACACUCUGGUACAAACCACAAGGGAAACAAGUCGGCAGGGACGCAUGUAACAUCUGUGAAUGAAAAGCGAACAGAACAAAGUCCCACCAGUUCAGUUCCCAGUGUAGUCAAAACCUUUGAGAAAGAUUCGUCUGUGGUAGCUACCUUUGGAAGAGACUCGUCUGUGGCGACUGUUACUCAUUGUGAUCACCCAAGACCUAGACCAGUUCCUCUGGAUAUUCAAGCGAACAAACCUGAGAAAAUGCCUGUGCAAGUUUCUUCCAGCGAGUUGAAUAGUGUAAAAGACUCAGGGGAAGCCAGUCAUGUAGCUGAUGCUAUGUGUGAUUCAGAGCUAAAUGACAGUUUGGAGGUUGUUAAAGAUAGCUUAGAUGUUAAAGUUGAUCGCGCAGAGGAUGUACAUGGUCUGAAAGAUGAAGGAGACAAAACAUGCCCAGCAAGCAGUUCAGAAAACUGGACUUCUUCUUUCUCGACAUCGAUGAUGAAAGAUUCUUUACAAAGGUACGUGGAGAGCACAUCGGAAAUCCCCACUGAAGAAUUUGCUGAAAAGUUUCCGUCCAAUGAGGAUCGUGUGGCAGAGGAGAUACCUGUUUAUUCAGAGCCAGUUCAUGUAACCGAGACACCCGUUGUCACAUCGGAAUAUCAGCAUCACCGUCCAUUCCAUAAUACUGAAAUUAAUUCUGUAACAACGUAUCCGUACUAUCACCGUCUCAGUUCACAGGUUGCCGGUGGUGUGCAAUUUCCUGCCCAAGGAACAUUCCAUCCCAGUUUCCCUUACCCUUUUUAUACCACUGUAGGUUCUGCGUUAAUGGAAGAACCCGAGAAGCAUGGAAUCGAAAAUACACCUGUUUCAAAAUCUUCUCACACAACCACAACAAACUUUGGUAAUGUUCAACAUGCUCUUAACCCAUCUGACCAUCAGAGAAGACCUGCUACGGAAAGCGUUGUUCCGUCUUCAUCGAAAGUUACCCACGCAGCAAACACAGGCCAUGCAUUUAGCAGUCAAGCCAAUGAUAUCCCAAAUAAACCUGCCAGCACUGAGUGGGUUGUAAACAUUAACGAGGCAGAUAAAAUGUCGUCCCCAAAAAAGGUCUCAUCGUCACCUUCAUCCACGGCAUCAACAUCCCCUUCGGGUGUCAAAUCUACCAGAUCUUUUAUCCCCCGACCUCCUUCCACGAAGAAAUCUGGCAAAAGUAGGCUUCAUCCAAGUGGUCUUCACAGAAAGCAAGCUUCUGCUCGUCCACGGAAAGGAAUCCAUAACCAUUCUAUUGUGUCAGAUAGGAGUCAAGCUGAAAGGAAUUUGAAGGCAAGUGCGAAUCGGAAGAAUAGCCCAGUAGAACGAGCAACUGAAAAGCAAAACUUGGAAACCAAAAGAUUAGAAAGUAAGGAUGGGAAAGAAAAGGCUUAUUUCAAACAGCCAAACAACGGCAACAAGCAUAACGCUUCCAAUCAGGACGGUAUCAUGGAGAGCAUUAAACGUAACAUGGAGAUGAUGAACUUAAGAACGAGGACUACAGCUGCCCAGGAACAGCACCAACGAAUUCUUAACUCGCUGAGGCUGGAGUUUGGUGAUGGCAAGAAGGUGCAGCAGGAGUCUGUGCACUACGGUGUGGAGAGUCAUGAAGAUCUGAUGCAUGCAAUUGAGCAUCACACCAACACACAGGAUAGAGCCGCUCGAAAAGUCCACCAUCCUCGGAUAGGAUCCGCUGGUUCACGAAAUGGUGCAAGACUCUCAGCUGGUACAAGCGUCAAGCUGGAUCUUGUAGACGAUGGCAGUUACCAAGCAGGGUUUGAUGGGUAUCCCAACAGAGGUAAACCAGAUGUGAAGAGGGCCAUGCCUUUCCAAACAGUAACCAGUGGUGCAACGAAAGAAAUGAUGCAAAAGGCUUCAUCUGGAAUGGUUACGAAUCAACAGUUCACUGAAGAGGAGAGAAGGUAUGAAUAUCAUGCAUCAACAGUCGGUGAACCAACAACUACAACUAUAACAAGCCAAGAAGGCGAAGGGCCUUUGCAGGCGAGAACUAGCACUCGAUAUGAACGAGAUGACACCGGUGUGAAGAGGUCCAUAUCCCUGGAUAAGACACCCACGGAUGAAGAAAUCAAUCACCUCUGGGCCCAUGUUCGGUCUUACCUCCACGGUGGGAAUACAAAAUCCGUCGGCUCAGACUCGUGCGUCGACAAAGUUAACGUACGGCGUUCUCGCACUCGCUCCAGCUCUACGCGACAAGUUCACAAUCCACAAGUUGUCCCACAGCAGAAUCCAGGUGGCAGCCGACAGCCAAAUGGGCAACACCUCGGUGUUCCUCCUCAGACUGGGGGCAGUACACUCGGUGGACUUCGGCGGUACGGCUCUCAUGAAGUCCUUAGGAGGGACAGCUCCUCCGACAGUCUUUCGUUGAAGAGGUCACCGCUCUUGCAACAUCGUGCUUCAAGAAGCAGACGCCCACAGAUUCACGCCCAUGGCCAAAAUAGCCGACCACCAUUGCCGAGACCGCACGAAUAUAAUCCGUCGCCAAGCCAGGCAGGUCCUACUGCCUCAGUCUCAUAUAGAGUUCCUGGUCCGCAACCAUUAUCGCCGGCUGAGAUGCACGCUGUUAUGAUGGCUUCGGAGAAAGAAAUGUUUCACAACAAUCAACAAAAUGCAUUUGCCGAUAUUUCUCCUCGUCAACAGUAUCAAGCAAUGAUGAGCGGUACCACAGGUCCAAGUGCUCUUUCAUUGGAAGAACAGAGGUUGUUACAGUCGUUGGAUCGAUUAAAUGAAAGGCUAAAAGCUCAAGAAGAAGUCACGAAAGCCAUUACUCAGAAACCCCGGAUGAAUGACAGUGUAUUCCGAGGGCCACAACAGAGUUCUGCUGGUCCUGGGACAAGAAGGACACAGACUAACCAGAAUUCUACAGCCAGAAAUUUCCUACACACGAGAUAACGUACAGAGAAAGCAGUUAGUCUAGAGGACCACGGCCAACUUGGUCAGUCGUGAUGGAAGAUCAAAUUCCACUGCAGAGGCCACAGAUUACACCCAAUGAAACAGGGUGGGCUUUUGAAUAGUAGAAGAACCUCAUUGAAUUGUUACCCCUCGCCUCUCUCCUGCGUUAGUUUUUGUUAAUUUAGAUUUCAUCUGGAUCUCUUUCAUGACGGGCGAGAUUAAUGUUCCUUUAAGAUAAUGCGAAGUAGCAUCAGAUUGAAAGUUCUAUCUAUUUAAACAUGUUGCCGAGGUCAGAAGGACUGAGGUACACAAAUAUAAAAGAAUAACGAUCAAACCCGCCAUUUAUGAAAGAGACAAUUUGAAUAUAUCAACAAAGUUGAAAUGGUAAAUUGCUCACCGUU
Molecule: messenger RNA, 4512 nt
Organism: Stylophora pistillata
Lineage: Eukaryota; Metazoa; Cnidaria; Anthozoa; Scleractinia; Pocilloporidae
Biological process (GO): cytoplasmic microtubule organization; non-motile cilium assembly; mitotic spindle organization
Cellular component (GO): centrosome; ciliary base
Source: RefSeq, a predicted model, not a curated record